AUGCCAGUAGAGGGUGCAAUCAGAACCCAGAGCCUUCUUUCAUUCGAGGUUUCUUUCAUUCGAAACCAGUCACAUUUCGUACAGACCCAAUGUUUUCGUUCGGAACCAUUGUCUCCGUUUGAUCUAUUCCAGACACUUCUUUCAUUCGGAUGCAUAGCCUCCUUUAAUACGAACCUUCAAUCUCCAUUCAUACAGACGCAUAGUUUCCUUUCGUUUGGAACCAGUGCCUCUUUUCGUACGGAAAAAAAAGUGCCUUCUUUCGUACGGAUCCAAAGUUCGUUUUGUUCGGAACGAGUCUCUCCGUUCCUUUGGACCCAAUGUCUCGUUGCACACAGAUCCAGAAUCUCCUUGCGUUCGGUACUAGAGUUUCCUUUCAUAAGGAACCAGAGUGUUUUUUUGCACGUACCGAUCCAUAAUCUCUUUUCAAACGCAUCCAGAAUCACCUUUCAUAUGGAUCCAGUGUCUCUUCAAUUACGGAUUCAUAAACUCGCAGUUAUCAAUCUGUUACUCUCAUUAUUUAUCUAUCUCUACGACUUAAUCUAUCUAUCUAUCUAUCUAUCUAUCUAUCUAUCUAUCUAUCUAUCUAUCUAUCUAUCUAUCUGUUUGAAACUUCAUUUUUAUGCUCCAUGA
This is a messenger RNA of Acanthosepion pharaonis, 630 nucleotides long. The record is from the annotation of a GenBank genome assembly. Lineage: Eukaryota; Metazoa; Mollusca; Cephalopoda; Sepiida; Sepiidae.